Zingiber officinale is the source of this 2280-nucleotide messenger RNA. Its product is annotated as LEAF RUST 10 DISEASE-RESISTANCE LOCUS RECEPTOR-LIKE PROTEIN KINASE-like 2.1. Gene Ontology annotation, biological process: protein phosphorylation. Lineage: Eukaryota; Viridiplantae; Streptophyta; Magnoliopsida; Zingiberales; Zingiberaceae. Gene Ontology annotation, molecular function: ATP binding; protein kinase activity; polysaccharide binding. Bases 68 to 1972 code for a protein of 634 amino acids. The transcript is spliced from 3 exons. The record is from RefSeq and is a predicted model, not a curated record.
ACCUCUUCUCUUUCUUUGGUCCAAUUUAUCUUGCUCUGGGGACAUAGCAAAACUAAGGGGGGCAUCCAUGGCUUCCCACUGCAUUUACAUCCUUGGCUUCCUCCUAAAUUCCCUCCUACUCAUCCAGGCGUCGCCUCUUUCGGAAACAGAUAUCCUGCUUUACGAUCGAUGCGGCAAGAGGAAAUUUGACUGCGGCAACAGCAGUGUGGAUGUUUCCUACCCAUUCCUGACCUUGGAUAGUCCUGAUGCUUGUGGCCACCCAACCUUUGUACUCAAUUGCAACCCUUCUCAGUCCUCCAUAACCAUUCUCGUAGGCAAUACAACCUACCAAGUCAUAGAUGCCAUUAAUUACUCGGACCAGAGCCUCACCCUUGCCGAUCGGAGUUUCUUUGACGAACCUUGCGUCCGGCCGUCGCACAAUACCACUUUCGAUCGGUCACUCUUCAACUACACCACUCUCGACGAUCUCCAAGUGACCUUCUUCUUCAAUUGCUCCGCCGCUAAUACAUCCCGGCAGCUGUUUAGCAGCACGUGUGCUGCUGCUUAUGGCGGCCCCGUGUACUAUUGGCCUAACACUAGCUUGCCUGGGAGGUCAAGCGCGUGCGGUAGCAGUGUGGUGGUUCGGAUGGAUAGGACGACGGUGGAUCGAAUGAAGGCCAGAGAGAUAAACUAUGCGCAGGCGCUUCGGGUGGGGUUCCGAGUCGGAUGGACGGGGGUUGUCUCGCAGAACUGCCGCAAUUGCAUCCACUCCGGCGGCGUUUGUGGGCACAACAACUCCAUGCAGGUUUGCUUCUGUUCCAAUGGUUUGGCCGCGGAUGGUGCUUGCAACCCCCCAAAAGGAACGCCGACAACUUGGAGGAUUUUGCAAGUUUUAUUUGUAGGAGCGACGGGCUGCGUAACCUGCCUACUUUUAUUUCACACCUAUAGACAGACAAAGAACGGAACAGGUAGAAACACACAGAGCAUAGAAGACAUUUUUGAUGCUUACGGAUCCCUGGCCCCAAGAAGAUACAAGUAUUCAGAUAUGAAAAAGUUAACCAAUUGUUUUCGCGAGAAACUGGGGAAAGGUGGAUAUGGAACUGUGUACAAAGGUAAACUUGAAGAUGGGCGUUUGGUGGCUGUGAAGGUCCUAAAAAAAUCCCAAGAAAAUGGAGCAGACUUCAUCAACGAAGUUGCAAGCAUUGGGAGAACCUCCCAUGUCAAUGUUGUCAGCCUACUUGGCUAUAGCCAUGAUGGUCACAGAAGAGCUCUGGUCUAUGAAUACAUGGCCAAUGGAUCUUUAGAUAAGUACAUCUAUUCAGAUAAUCCCAAAGCAUUACUCGCUUGGGACAAACUCUACCAAAUAGCACAUGGCAUUGCUCGAGGUUUAGAAUAUCUGCAUCAAGAUUGCAACACUCGCAUAGUUCAUUUCGAUAUAAAGCCUCACAACAUCUUACUCGAUGAGGAAUUCUGCCCCAAGAUUUCAGACUUCGGAUUAGCUAAAUUGUGUCCACAUAAGCGAAGUGCUAUUUCUAUGGCAGAUGCAAGAGGAACAAUAGGUUAUAUUGCGCCUGAAGUGUUCUCGAGGAACUUUGGUGUAGUUUCAACAAAAUCUGAUGUGUACAGUUAUGGGACGAUGGUGUUGGAAAUGGUUGGAGGAAGAAAGAAUGUUAAAGCUCAUUUAGAUGAGAGUAGUGAGGUAUACUUUCCUCACUGGGUUUAUGAACAUCUUGAUCAAGGCGAAGACUUGAAACCUCUUGGUGUGACACCAGAAACAGAGGAAAUUGCCAAGAAGAUGAUAUUGGUAGGAUUGUGGUGCAUUCAAAUUCCACCAAAGGAUCGACCAUCAAUAAGUAGAGUUGUAGAAAUGUUAGAAGGAAGAACCAGUGAAAUGGAAAUGCCACCAAAGCCUUGUUUUUCUUCUAUUGGGCGAUCGGUCGACCAACUUCCUUUGCAAACAUUUAGUGAUUCAUCUUUGAUGCUGUGUGAAUGAAAAAAAAAUAAAUCAUUUUGCUCUUUGUUCUUCAUUUAAUGUUAUAGAGAUAAACAAAAGUAUUUCGAAACAAACUAUCUACCAAUUAGUUUAGGCAUUUAUUUUUAGAUGAUGACUAGUGUGGACAUAGAGCACGAAGUUGAUGUACCCAUAGGGUAAUGCAUAACUAGCAAUGAUUUUGUGAAGCUAGGUUAAAGGAAGGGGAUGGAACAAUUGUUAGAUGGUUAGAGUAUGUUAUCUUUAGAGAUAAACAACAGCACAAACUUUUUGUACGACAUAUGUUUACUUAUUUUGAAAUAUUUUUUUGA